This is a messenger RNA of Lynx canadensis (Canada lynx), 2301 nucleotides long. Its product is annotated as killer cell lectin-like receptor subfamily F member 1. NCBI's taxonomy places the organism in Eukaryota, Metazoa, Chordata, Mammalia, Carnivora, Felidae. The record is from RefSeq and is a predicted model, not a curated record. The transcript has 5 exons. Bases 1283 to 1828 code for a protein of 181 amino acids.
AAUCAUUGAGUCACUAGUAAAUUCAAAAGGACAAUUGUACAGGUAGCAUUAGCUCACCCCUCUCCACCUUCUGCAUCUCAUUCUUUGCCCCAGGAGAGUGACCUGUGCAGACAACUUUGCCCCGUGGCUUCCACUUGCCUUUAGCCAAUUGAUUUGGGGGCAGGAAGGCAGAGGAAUGAGAUAGGAGUCAGGGUUAAUGGCCCUGGGCCUCCUCUCGGAGACUAGGACUGACUGUACUCCAGCCAGGGGUGCCUGCUCUACCCAGCUCACCUUCCUCUAUCUUCUGCCUCACCAGUGAAGCCUUCCUGUGGAAAGUUCUAGGUUUCUGUUCUCGACUUGCUACAAUUGCCAAAGAUUUAGGAGUUAUGCACCAAAAUUUUAAACUUCAUCUCAACUUACAAAAUGAAUGUUUCCACAACUGUAUUACUCUUUUUAGAUUGGGCUUAAGGGGACUUUUUAGAGGGAUAAGAAAGUUCCAAAAGUGCAUUUGGGUGAUGUUGCACACAUCUAUUUAUUUUCUAAAAGUCAUCCAAUCAUGUAAUUACAUACCAUGUUAUGGUAUGUAAAUUAGACCUCACUAAAGCUAAGAGAAAAAAAAAUCUGAAAUCUCUGUCCUGCCUCAUGAAUAUUGGGCAUUCUGCUCAAAUACCAGAAAAGGCCAUUGAAAAAUAUGGUUUCUUUCCUAAAUUCUCCCCACAUUUUUUUUUUUUUUUUGGUAUUUAAGAUGUCUUUAGAAUGUCAAAAGUUGCCAGUAUUUUUUUCUUCAAAUUAUAUUAUUAAAUUAUUAGCAUGAUUUAUAAUCAAUCUUGUUUUAGGGUCAGGAAAUUUAACUGUUAGGUAAUUGCAAGCUAUUAUGUUAAAUCAAAUAUCACUAUAUCAGCAAGUGUAAUUGAAAAUUCAUGUAUUGUAACUAAACUGAAAGGCACCUAUGUAUCAUUUAACUCGACUCUGAAAGGGGUACAAUUUCCAUUUCCCUGACUUUAUGGGAUUAUCAGGAAACAUUUUUCAAAGAACCAUAUAUGAUAUUAAAUUCAAUAUGUGGUGGACAGUUUAGAAAUUAUGUGUUAUGUAGGUCAUGAGAAAUAAACUUAAGAAAAAAAAAGAAAACAUUUCCUUUGAGGUUUUCACCGAUAGAUGAAACUGUGUACCCUUGUCUGUACCCUGAGUGAACAAUUUGAGGACUAGCUCUGAAUAGCAGCAGAUUUAUUAUUUUCUUAUUAUAUAUCAUACUUAGGAAAACAAAACGUACACAUAUACACAGAUAUAUUCACCCACAUUGAAGAUGCAAGAUGAAGAAAGAUACAUGACAUUGAAUUUACAAUGGAAAAAAAGGAGUUCUAUGGAAACAUCCCAACUUAAAUUUAAAGAUUCUUCUGUGAUGUUGCCUUGGUGUAAAAUCUUACUGGGGAUAUCUGGAACCAUAAAUGGUAUUCUGGUUUUGACUUUGAUUUCCCUGUGUUUACUGGGAUUGUGCCCAUCAGAAUGGCUCAAAUAUCAUAAAAAGUGUUAUUGGUUCUCUAAUGAGAUGAAAAGUUGGAGUGACAGUUAUAGGUAUUGUUUGGGAAGAAAAUCUCAUCUACCAAUCAUUCAGGACCACAUUGAAAUGGCUUUUAUACAGAAAAACCUAAAACAAUCAAACUACGUGUGGAUUGGGCUCAACUUUACAUCCCUGGAAAAGGCAUGGACCUGGGUGGAUGGUUCUCCAUUAGAUUCAAAGACAUUUGUCAUAAAAGGACCAGCUAAAGAAAAUAGCUGUGCUGCUACCAAAGAAAACAAAAUUUACUCUGAAACUUGCAGCAGUGUUUUCAAAUGGAUUUGCCAAUACUAGAAUUAAAAAAAAAUUUAGUAGUGAACUAAUCAGUGAUGAAAGCUUUUGCCUAUUAGGUUCUAAUAUUAACCUUAAGGAGUGAGAAUUUAAAACUGAAAACAACAAAAUGUCUUCUCCAUUUUCUCUCCAUCGUCUACAUUGGUCCUAAUCUCAGAGUAACCCAUGUAAAUAAUCCAAAAUAUGCCCUUCCCAUUUUUUAUGUGAUUAUAUAAUCCAAUGUGAGUCCAUGGAUUUAUACUCAGGACUUUUAUUCAUUUUUCAUGCUAUAACAAAUGUGACCAAAUUUAUCUGCUUUUCUGUAUUUUGCUUGUUUAUGUGUAACAAUAUUCUGUGUUAAUUUCAUAUCAUUCUGUGUUGCAUUGUAGUAUGGAUUUAUAUAUGUUUUACUGCUUUGUUGAGCAUUAACUUCAUUCUCAGGUUUUUGCUACUGUAAGCUAUGUUGCAAUAAAUAUUCUGAAUAUCUUUUUAUUUUA